GUUGAAGACAUGAUACGUAUUUAAUUGUAGAUCGAUUAAAAACAAAUUUACGAAGUGUGCAUGUUUUCACAAAUAAAUGUGACCUUUUUUUAACAUACAGAAUGCAGAUAGUGCACUUUUCUUGGGGUCUCAUUUGGUACAUUUUGUCUAUUUGUCAAGUCAAUGCUGUCACAUAUAAUAUUACACUGUCACAUGAUGGCCCUGUAGUAUUAGGUGGAACUAUUAUAUUUAAAGCUGAUCUCUUUGCCAAUGGUGAAAGGCCAUCAGGAAUAUUUAAAUAUAAAUGGAGUGAUAAUGCAUUAGAUUCUCAUGUGUAUGAGACAGGAGCAACAUCAAAUACAACAACAUACUGGAGUUUAAAUAUUGCACACAAUAAUUAUACAGUUGGAAUAUAUGAAGUAGAAAUAAUAGUUUUUGAAGAAAAUCCAAUUUGGUGGUCAGAUAUUACUAGUGCUCGUACUAAAUUUUAUGUUACUCAAUUUCUUAAUGGAGAUAUUAAAGUUAUACAACCUAACAAAACAUCAAUGGAUACAUCAUAUGUCUCAUCAGCAUCUGAAGCAAAUGUGACGUUAAAUAUAAGGAAAGGAGAUAUGGAUUAUUUGAUGAAAGCUACAACAGUAUCCAUUUAUUGGUUUAUAGAUUGCAAAUAUUUUGGUCAAACAAAUGAUUUAAACUUUCUCUAUAAUUUUACAAAUCCUGAUGCAUCACAUAUGUUAGAAACUUUAGUAGUUGCCUCAUAUGAUCCACCAACAACUUUACCUCCAACAACUACUUUACCAGUAAUGACAACUAUUCCUUCUAAUACAUCUAUAUCAAAUGUUACAAUAUCAAAUAUUACAAUGGAAGAAGUGGUGACUACUACUGUAUCUAGUAACACUAUGCCUAUGGUAACACCAGUAUCACUAAAUAAUGCAACAAAUAGUAGCAUUUCCAGUGUAAAUAAUAUUUCUUUACCUUGGAUCUGUUCUUCAAUAAUUCCUCCAGAUCCUAAUAAGACAUAUGGGCACUUUACUAAAAAGAUCGAUGUUCGUGCACCUAUAAUGAAUAUAACAGUGGAGGGAACGAAUUGGAUUCAACCAUGGGAUAUGUUAUCUCUUAAUGUAACAUGUAAAGGUUCUGGACCGUUUGAUAAGUGCCUUUAUUUUCAUAGAGGAAAAUAUAACAUUACUGGAAAUGAAACAUGCAGUAGUGGAAUUAAUCUUUAUUCUUGUAAUUUUUCCAUCAUCCAUUAUUUCUUGGAACCUAGUGUAUAUACAAUAUUGAUUAUAUUAAAUAAUGAUGUCAGUAAACAAAUCUAUCCUUUGACAAUAAAUAUUUACAAAGUGACAACAAAGCCGCAAUUAUCAGUAAUUGUGUUACCUGUUUCUUGCUCACUUGCUGCUGUGGUACUCAUUAUUUUUGGUAUUGCAUAUUAUAUACAAAGUAGAGCAAGAUUCACAGUGGAGGUCGCAGAUUUUGACUUCGGUCAGAAUAAUCCAGAAAUGGAGUACAAAACAUUCACCGAACGGUUACGAGAUUCAAUUAAUAACGCCAUAAGACCAGGAUGCAAACGGAUAAGUGGGUACAAGCCUCUUAGUAAUUCUCAAAAUCUUCAGUGAUGUUUUAAAUGAAAAAAAAAAAAAAUCGAAUUAUUAAAUACUAAAAUGAGAGGCUAUGGAAAAUUAAAAAAAUGAAAAGAAAUUAAACAAACUGGAAUAUUAUGAGGAUUUCAAAAUCAUA
Messenger RNA from Eufriesea mexicana, 1719 nucleotides. RefSeq lists its product as uncharacterized. The coding region runs from base 102 to 1598 and encodes 498 amino acids. The transcript has 7 exons. Lineage: Eukaryota; Metazoa; Arthropoda; Insecta; Hymenoptera; Apidae. The record is from RefSeq and is a predicted model, not a curated record. Gene Ontology annotation, cellular component: plasma membrane.